GCAGCAAUCCCUGAUACGAUUUUGCUCAAUAUCUCAACCUAUGCCGACGGGGACACCCGACUUGUUGUGUCCUCUGUCAAUCACGCCCUGCGCACCCGACUGGUGCCCCUGAUGUUCAAGACGAUCGUGGUAGAUCAAGACGAUGAGCGCUCCAUAAAAGCGCUGGGUCGUGGUCUUCUGGCAACCGCGCGCGAACUCGUGCUGCAUGAUACCAGGCUCGCUCGUGAACUCAUCCCGCAUGCCACUCGAUCCGCCCCCCUGCGUCUUCAAAGCCUCACAUUCUCCCCCGACUCCGACGAUGCGCUCUACAGGGAGACUAUGGCCAUCUCCUGUCUCUUGCCUUUUCUGCGGGCGUCGCCCCAUCUAGAAAGGCUGGAUUGCGUCUUGGUACUUCGCCGCCAGCGUGAUCUGUUUGCGCUUAUGUCCGAAGUGACUGGAAUCAAGAAGCUUGUGAUACAGCACAUAGAAGGCCCUCAGCGGGAGCCACUAUCCGGUGAAACUGCGCCUUGGGUGAGGCUCGAAGAGCUCAUCGUUGGGAAUGGGUGGCUACCAAUCAUGUCAGGCUCAUGUCUCACUGAAACCUCUCUCACAGAUACAGAAGGCGCAGGCCUGCAUUUCGAAGGGCAUCUGCCUGCCCUCCGCGAGCUUCAUGUUCGGAUGCUCACGCGACGCGGAGACCGAUUGCAGGAGAUGGAUGGCGUCAAGAACCUCAUUCGCGUCCUAUCCAACGACGCGUUAGCACCCAUCACUGAACUUCACCUCGAAUUCUUCAUCAUGAGCGUCUUCUACUCUGACAUGGGCCGUGGAGGAGGCUACCGAGGGGGGAACAAUGCCGACGUUACAGGCAUAUGCGGUGAUCGCCUGACGCUCUCAUGGUGGCAGUCAUUCGCGCUUCCACGGCGCUGCUCCAUGAUCAUCUUGAUCAUCUACGACGCAGAGGACGAGGCAAGUGACUCGGAGAGCACCGAUUCCAGCGCGACCGACAGUGACUUGGACGAUGGUCAUCGGGCGUCUCAAGCACGCUAUCCCUCCGGUCUCUUGCGACGUCCUUAUGGAGAGAACGAAGGCCUGAAAUGGAAGCCGCAUGCUCGGUCUCUGCUGCUUCACCUCGCCCAAAGCAUCGGUGUCACCGCGCGUGUCUCAUUCGCUCCAGGGAUGUACGUUGGUCCCAUUCCAGGGGAAUGCCCCUCCAGCGGGUGGCCAGAGGAGUGGAUUGAGCAGUUCGAAGAAGACCCCGACAAGGCGAUGGAUGAGAAUGAGACCGCCCUCUUCUACAACUGGAGGGAAUGGGAGGUUUGA
Molecule: messenger RNA, 1299 nt
Organism: Schizophyllum commune H4-8
Lineage: Eukaryota; Fungi; Basidiomycota; Agaricomycetes; Agaricales; Schizophyllaceae
Exons: 3
Source: RefSeq, a predicted model, not a curated record